Messenger RNA from Metarhizium brunneum ARSEF 3297, 852 nucleotides. RefSeq lists its product as uncharacterized. Lineage: Eukaryota; Fungi; Ascomycota; Sordariomycetes; Hypocreales; Clavicipitaceae. The record is from RefSeq and is a predicted model, not a curated record.
AUGACACUGUAUCUCAAGUACAGCGUAGCUUUGGGAAAUAUUUAUACCCAAGGCUCUUGCCUCGAGAAUUUCCAAAAUCAUCAAGAGCAUCGGUUGACAAUUCAGUCUACGGGGGUGCCAUUUGCUAAAUCCUGGAUAGGCGAGCUGCAACUCGGCACCGUGGAUGCCAUUGUGGCUGCCCUCCUGGCAUCCAUGCCAAAUUUGACGACUUUGUAUCUCGGUCCAAACUUUACCAUCAAGAGCCGGCUUUGGGGAGGCGUGCUUCAAUGCGCCCUUUGCCAGCCAAAAGAAUACCAGUUGCCUACCCUUACGCAGCUCCGUCAUGUCACGUCCGAGUACAGGGCCAAAGAAUGGCACCACCGCGAUACCACCAACACGGCCGACGUCCUUCCCUUCUUUUACCUCCCCAACGUUGAGCACCUGUCCGUUUCUAUUGACAACCCAGCUCAAUUCGCGUGGCCUUCAGAUCCGCCCGCCCCGUCGUCACUAGUGUCCCUGGAUCUGUAUAGGCUGCGAGAAUCGCGACUGGCCCCCAUCCUCUCCGUCCUUAGGGGACUCCAGAAGCUACACUGGAACUGGCUAUACCAGCCAGAUCUCGAUGAAAACGUUAGUCAAGAUGUCGUUGAACUUGAUACGGCAGCUGCUGCACUCGGCCACGUCCGAGAUACGCUUACAGACCUGACGAUCCGGACCAUAACACGCCCUAGAAUAUCAGUCGGCGAUUACGACCCUCCCUCGUUAGAAAUUCAACCCUCCUUAGACGGCAUUUCUAGCUUUAAUAAGCUUAUAAGAUUAUGCGUCCCUUGGGUCUUCUUGAUGGGGUUUUCGCCAUCCUUGAGUAGGAAACUUUGA